Molecule: messenger RNA, 1524 nt
Organism: Triticum urartu
Lineage: Eukaryota; Viridiplantae; Streptophyta; Magnoliopsida; Poales; Poaceae
Source: RefSeq, a predicted model, not a curated record
UCUUUUCUUUCUGUGAUGCGCCUAAUAAUUGUUUUAUGUAUCAAACAGGUACCCUUGUCCCAUGUUCCUGAGCCAGUUUGCAAGACUGCAAGUGAUUGGAUCACCCAGAGAUCUCCUGAUGCAUUGGGAGAAUUUGUUUUGUGGUGUAUAGAUAGCAUCAUGUCUGAAUUGUCAGGUCCAACUGUGGGACCUAAGGGCUCGAAGAAGGUUGUUCAACAAACUCCAAAAGCCCAGGUUGCAAUAUUCGUUGUGCUUGCCUUGACUUUAAGAAGGAAGCCAGAUGUAUUAAUAAACCUCUCCCCAAAACUAGUGAGGAACAGUAAAUAUCUUGGACAGGAAAAGCUUCCCAUCAUCGCCUGGGUUAUUAAUCAGGCAUCUCAAGGCGACCUAGUCUCGGGAAUGUUUUGCUGGUCGCAUUCCCUAUUUCCCACAGUGUGUGCAAAGUCAAGUGUGAACCCGCAGUCAAGAGAUCUUGUUUUGCAGUUGCUCGAGAGGUUUGUGUCUACCCCUAAUGCCUCCAAAGCUCGGGCUAUGCUACUGAAUGGCGCCGUUAGAAAGGGGGAGCGCCUGGUUCCUGCUGGAACGCUUGAUCUCUUUAUGAGAUGCACAUUUCCCGUGCCUAAUGCACGUGUCAAGGCUACAGAAAGGUUUGAGGCAGCCUAUCCAAUAAUAAAGGAGCUGGCUCUUGUUGGUACUCCUGGCUCCAAAGCUGUGAAGCAAGCAUCACAGCAGCUUCUGCCGUUGGCUGUGAAGGGAAUGCAAGAAAAUAAUGCAGAGCUCGCCAAGGAGGCCACUGAUGUGUUCAUUUGGUGCCUGACUCAGAGUCCAGAGUCCUACAAGCUGUGGGACAAGCUUCAUGCAGAGAAUAUCCAAGCCAGUGUUGCGGUCUUGCGCAAAAUCACUGCUGACUGGAAGACACUCUCUCCCAAGCUCAACUCUGAAGCUCUUAAAGCAACUCUGAAGAGCCUCAAGGCUAAGAAUGAGGCGGCUCUGGAGGAAGCUGAGGACUCUGGCGAGAAGGCAUCCAUCAAGGAAGCAGACAAGUACUGCAAGGCCAUCAUCGGGAGGCUGUCGCGCGGUGCCACCUGCCUGAAGGGCAGCCUGCUGGUGAUUGCGCUCGCAGCCGGGGCCGGCUUCAUGCUCUCCCCCAACCUGGACCUCACCGCCGACCUCGAGAAGCUCCAGGCGAUGGCGUUGGAGCUCCAGGCCGUGGCGUCGGAGUACCUGCGGUCCUUCUGAACAUACGGUUUAUACUGAGAGGGGAGAGGGGAGAGAAAUAAGAGGGGAGAGGAUAGGUCCUAGACAAAGAGAGAUAUACUAGUUCGUCUGAGUCGGUUACCGUUUUUAGCAUCUUUCUCCCAAGACAGUUCUCCUGGGAGGAGGUGGCAGCGACAGUUGUUUUUAAUUUAUGUUAAUUAAUCCGUAGACUGAUAUCCGUGAUGAGAUGAGAAGGUUUGGGCCAAAUGGCUCGACCUGUGGACUGAGACAGUUUUGGUUUUAAAUCAAAAAUGUUGUUGAAACUUA